Theobroma umbraticum is the source of this 1145-nucleotide messenger RNA. RefSeq names its product light harvesting complex photosystem II (gene LHCB4.3). Gene Ontology annotation, biological process: photosynthesis, light harvesting. Gene Ontology annotation, cellular component: membrane. The record is from RefSeq and is a predicted model, not a curated record. Lineage: Eukaryota; Viridiplantae; Streptophyta; Magnoliopsida; Malvales; Malvaceae.
GAAUAGGAAACAACAAAACAUCGUACAAAUAUUCUCUACAUUGCACAAUAUAUAUAGUACAAAACUUGGUCUCUACUUGUAGACUAAGGCCUCUCUAGCUCUACUCCACCUGCAGCACCGUCUUGUCCUCAGCCAUGGCCACUGCCACCACCGCAGCCGCCACCACUUCACAUUUUUUUGGAACUCGUAUCAACAACCUCAACCUAGGCUCUGGUAGAAUCCAAGCUAGGUUUGGGUUUAACCUUGGCACCAAGAAAGCACGACCACCACCCAAAAAGGCAGCCCCAAAACGACCAUCUGACCGCCUCGUUUGGUUCCCCGGUGCAACCCCACCGGAAUGGCUGGACGGGUCGAUGAUUGGUGACCGUGGGUUCGACCCUUUUGGCUUUGGUAAACCGGCAGAGUACUUGCAGUAUGACUUGGACUCGUUGGACCAGAACUUGGCCAAGAAUGUGGCUGGUGAGGUUAUAGGGGUGAUUAACGAGACGACGGAGCUGAAGCCUACCCCGUUUCAGCCGUACUCGGAGGUGUUUGGGUUGCAAAGGUUUAGAGAGUGUGAGCUGAUCCAUGGUCGAUGGGCGAUGUUGGGUAGUCUUGGUGCCCUUGCUGUUGAAGCACUCACCGGAGUUGCAUGGCAAGACGCAGGAAAGGUUGAGUUAGUGGAAGGAUCAUCUUACCUGGGCCAACCACUGCCUUUCUCCCUGACUGCACUAAUCUGGAUAGAGGUCCUGGUGAUUGGUUACAUAGAGUUCCAGAGAAAUGCUGAGCUUGACCCUGAGAAAAGGCUUUACCCUGGUGGGUACUUUGAUCCCCUUGGCUUGGCCUCAGACCCUGGGAAAAUUGACAACCUGAAACUGGCAGAGAUCAAGCAUUCCAGGCUUGCCAUGGUAGCAUUCCUCAUCUUUGGAAUCCAGGCUGCGGUAACUGGAAAGGGUCCUAUCAGCUUCAUUGCUAGCUUUAACAAUUGAUGCUACUUAAUUAUAUUAGGAUAACAGUUUGAAUCAUUUAGCCUUAUGUUCUUGCACAAAAAAAAAACAAACCAAGUAUUGCAUUGCUGGAGAAAUCUUAUUUGUAUGGAAUUUCUCUAGGUGGACUGACCAUGCUGAUUAUAUAUUUGUAUAUACCAUCAAAUCAGUUCAGCUCAA